UAUACAACAAAAUGCAUUUAAGGGCUAAAAAAAGUGGAUUUUGCAUGACAUGUCCCCUUUAAGACCCGCAUAGAAAUGUUACUCCUUGCUAGAAUUGCACGGCAAGAGAAAAGGACUGGAACAGCCGGCUUCAUGUUACAAGAGCAGAAGCGCUUCCACCUUUCCUGGACUCCCAUAAUAUAUCCUAAAUCAAUUGGAGAAAGGAGCAAGAGAGCCAGUAAUGCUGUGAUUGAUGAGAGCGAUGUGAAUAUUUGUAAGCUGAUAAGCCUCUUUUUUCUCUCUCUUCUCUGUCUCUCUGUCUCUCUCGCCCGACGCACGCAUCAGAAGGGAUACAACAUUGAGCAGCAGAGUGUGAAAAACGGAAAACACCUGAAUGGAGUGGCCUCAGCGUACGCCGAUAUUCAAUGGGAACAGCCUCAUCAGCCGAGAACCCCGGACAGGGAUCCAUUCGGUUACCCUCAUCGCGAGAUCCCCCCAUUGGCCAGUUACGCUCCUCAGCCUGAUUACAUGACAGUGGAUGAUGAUCUCAUCAAGCCUAAAAAGCUGAUUAAUCCCGUGAAAGCCUCUAAAAGCCACCAGGAGCUUCAUCGGGAGUUGCUUAUGAACCAAAAACGAGGAAUCAGUGUGGAGAGCAAGCCCGAGCUGCAGCGUGUGUUGGAGCAAAGGAAGCGAGAGCAGAUGAUAAAACAGAGAAAGCGGGAGGAGGAGGCCCGGAGGAAGAUCUCCCCACUGGAACAGGAGCUUCUCAAGAGACAGCAGAAACUGGAGGAGCUGGAGAAGGAGCAAGCAAGUGUGGAGGACAGCGCCCCAGAGUUCAUCAAAGUUAAGGAGAACCUGAGACGAACGUCCUUCACAAGUUCUGGAGAGAAGGAGGUGUAGCGACACAGACUGGAUCCAGAUGUGUGUGUUUGUGCACAGCCAGUAACAUAGAGACCUAAACACUGAGCUUCUCUACCGCCUGUCUCACACCAACAACACCUUCAGCGCUCUCUGGAGCAGGAGACCCAGACGGGACCCAGAGGACCUCCACAUCUUCACUUCACGAAGAGCUCCAGAGGUUUAGAGAGACUGUGACGAGGACGAGCGUGUUGUUUUCUGCUCUGGAUUGGACACCAUGGGUUAAAGAUGAACUGUCCAGGCUGCUUGUGUGUGUGUAUGCAUGGAUAGACAGCCGUGUUCUGGUUCUGUCACAUUAGAUAAAAAAGUGAAAACAAGGUACAAGGAGUAGUUUCAGAGUGAAUAAACAGUCUAUUUCUCUCUAACCGAAAGGCUGAACAUUUAUAAGGCGACAAUUAGACGGACACAUCAGUAUUACUGCCAAAUAUUUGUUCAUCGCCUCCUUUUAAACGUUGUCUCUUACACUUAACAAU
Messenger RNA from Pimephales promelas (fathead minnow), 1370 nucleotides. NCBI's taxonomy places the organism in Eukaryota, Metazoa, Chordata, Actinopteri, Cypriniformes, Leuciscidae. The record is from RefSeq and is a predicted model, not a curated record.